Molecule: messenger RNA, 1518 nt
Organism: Amorphotheca resinae ATCC 22711
Lineage: Eukaryota; Fungi; Ascomycota; Leotiomycetes; Helotiales; Amorphothecaceae
Exons: 2
Coding region: 1-1518 (505 amino acids)
Source: RefSeq, a predicted model, not a curated record
AUGCGGCUCGCCCCGAGAAUUCUGGGUCUCCCAGCAUCAACACUCCUCCUCAUUACCGCACAUACAACCGCAGCCUUCUACAAUGAUGAUUCCCUAGCACAGCGGGUAAACAGUGCUUCUCACAAUGCCAGAAAUUGGGCCGAUGAUCCGGCUGGCCACCGACGAAGGCUCGAAGCCAGAAACGAGCAAACACCCAGGGGCAGGAACCCUAUUGGUGUUAUGAAGAUGAGUGACGACCCGGGCGAGAAAUUCUACAUGGAAUACUGGCAAUAUGAAGAAGAGCUGCAGCAAUCAAGCCCAUCUGAUGCGGCACCGGCCACAAAUCUAAGGAUACGAGACGAAGACGAGGAAACCAGGUUACUGGUGAAUGCUUCAGCCCCUCUACCAUACAGCCCUCCUCUAGCUCUACACACAGAAGAUUACGCAGCCUACCAUGAUCUCGAGGCUCGGGGGGAAAUACCGAGUCGUGAUGCAGCCGCUGCACUGGCCAUACUUCAGAAGAGGCAGUUCAUGUGUCCGACUGGAACCUCUGAUUGCUCCUCGAUUGGAUACCCGAAUAGCUGCUGUGCAGCUGGUGAGACUUGUUUUAAGAUUCAAGAUACAGGAUUAGGCCCUGUGGGGUGCUGUCCAUCGGGUGCUACUUGUGGCGGAACUAUCACGACCUGCAAUAGCCCAAAUACACCAUGUUCUGAGAAUGCGAGCGGGAACUACGAAGGGGGUGGCUGCUGUAUUCCAAAUUAUGUUUGUGCCGGUAUUGGCUGUGUUCCAAAUCCUUCCCUCAUUGUCACGGUGACAGUGUCGGAAUCAUCCCCUACUCUAUCAUCGGCACAAAGCAGCACCGUCACCAGUAUUGGAACGUCUCCAACAAUUUCAACCAUAGUGACAAGCACUGCACCACAAACUACACUUAGCUGCGGCUCUGACGCUGAACCAUGUCCAGCCAGCUUGGGCGGGGGAUGUUGUCCUGCAACAGGGACAACGACUACAAUAUCCACAAGCCACGUUUCUGCGGCUACUUCAACCACGGCUCCUUCAACUACGGCUACUUCGACAGCUAUUGGCGUUCCCCCUGCUCGUCCAACUGGCUCUUCCACAACCACUCAGGCGCCAAUAGUAAGUGGCGACUCUUGCCCGACUGGCUUCUACGCUUGCGAAGCCUACUACGCCGGAGGAUGCUGCAGGACAGGAAGGAACUGUGAUACAACAUCCUGCCCGCCUAUCACCUCCACAACAAUCAUAAGCAGUGGCGUUUCAGUUGUGGUGCCAUUAGGUUCAGCUGCUACAGUAGCCACGCCGUCAGGGAAUUGCGCGUCGGGGUGGUCCAGCUGUCCCGCCAGUCUCGGUGGGAAUUGCUGUCCAAGUGGAUGGCAGUGUGGGACUGCAAGCUGCACAUCAAUCUCCCCAACCCAAACAGGUGUAAGACAGAAGGACAGUCCAAAUUCGGGUAUCAAAAAUGCGGGGACGCGGGGUAGCUUUGGUCUUUUAAUGAGUUUGAUGAUUGUGCUUGUCUGGAUAUAG